This is a messenger RNA of Rhincodon typus (whale shark), 3395 nucleotides long. Its product is annotated as heterogeneous nuclear ribonucleoprotein R. Bases 91 to 1350 code for a protein of 419 amino acids. Lineage: Eukaryota; Metazoa; Chordata; Chondrichthyes; Orectolobiformes; Rhincodontidae. Gene Ontology annotation, molecular function: mRNA binding. The transcript has 7 exons. The record is from RefSeq and is a predicted model, not a curated record. Gene Ontology annotation, cellular component: nucleus; ribonucleoprotein complex.
GUAUUCGUUGGGAAGAUUCCUCGGGAUUUGUAUGAAAAUGAACUCGUUCCUUUGUUUGAGAAAGCUGGUUCUAUCUGGGAUCUGCGACUAAUGAUGGAUCCCCUGUCUGGGCAGAACCGUGGCUAUGCAUUCGUUACUUUCUGCAACAAGGAUGCAGCACAGGAGGCUGUUAAACUGUGUGAUAACUAUGAAAUCCGUCCUGGUAAACACAUUGGAGUUUGUAUUUCUGUGGCCAACAACAGGCUGUUUGUUGGCUCUAUUCCAAAGAACAAGACCAAGGAAAACAUUAUGGAAGAAUUCAGCAAAGUCACAGAGGGUCUCACUGAUGUUAUCCUCUAUCAUCAGCCUGAUGAUAAGAAGAAAAAUAGAGGCUUCUGCUUCCUAGAAUUUGAGGAUCAUAAAUCUGCUGCUCAGGCCAGGCGGAGGUUAAUGAGUGGCAAAGUGAAAGUUUGGGGUAAUGUAGUCACUGUUGAGUGGGCAGACCCAGUAGAGGAACCAGAUCCAGAGGUGAUGGCAAAGGUCAAAGUGCUGUUUGUAAGAAACCUGGCUAGCUCUGUAACAGAAGAAAUACUAGAAAAGACCUUUAGUCAAUUUGGAAAACUGGAACGGGUGAAAAAGUUGAAAGACUAUGCUUUUGUUCAUUUUGAGGACCGAGAUGCAGCAGUAAAGGCAAUGGAUCAAAUGAAUGGAAGAGAAAUUGAGGGUGAAGGCAUUGAAAUUGUUCUUGCAAAACCACCUGACAAGAAAAAGAAGGAACGGCAGGCUCAACGGCAGGCAACAAGAACCCAAGUGUAUGAAGACUAUUAUUACUACCCCCCACCCCGUUUGCCACCUCCAAUCAGAGGCAGAGUCCGUGGAAGUAGAGGUGGUAGUUAUGGCUAUCCCCCAGAUUAUUACAGCUAUGAAGAUUACUAUGAUGAUUACUAUGGUUAUGAUUAUCACGAUUAUCGUGGUGGAUAUGAAGAUCCAUACUAUGGUUAUGACGAUGGAUACCCAGUUCAGAGAGGAAGAGGUGGAAGGGGUGGUAGAGGUGCAGUCCCCCCUCCCAGAGGUCGUGGUGUACCACCACCCCGAGGAAGGGCAGGAUAUCCUCAACGUGGAACACCAAUGGGACCUCCAAGAGGUGCUAGGGGUGGCAGAGGAGGCCCACAGCCACCGCAAAGAGGACGUGGAACCCGUGGUGGCAGGGGUAACCGUGGUGGCAAUGUUGGAGGAAAGCGAAAAGCUGAUGGGUACAACCAGCCAGAUUCCAAGCGACGCCAAACCAACAACCAACAGAAUUGGGGCUCCCAACCCAUCGCUCAGCAGCCUCUGCAGCAAGGUGGUGAUUAUUCUGGGAAGCGUGGUUGAGGCUGGCCCUGACCUGUUAUCAUGACACCAACAUCCUAGGUGGGGGCUGUACAGGAAGCUGCUGUUGGAGUUAUAUGGUAAGACAAUUUCUGUGCCAAGUUUUUCCCAAACUACUUAAUAUGUUUUGGCAUCUCAUCUGGAAACUGACCUGGGAAUUAGUGCCUGAUUAACACAGACAGCAUUUCAAAUAUUAAAAAAGUCAGUCAUCUUAAAAAUAAUGUGACUUAGUUUUCUCUGGAACACUAGACUAUUUAAUUGAAGGAAGUUUACUUCACUGAAUAAUGUAGGAAAAUUUAUUCUAAAUAUUGAUGUCUAUUGAUUUGGAUCCCUAUUAAACAGAGUUUUGGAACAAGAUUUGGACUGCAUGUGUGAACUGUAUUUCCGCGUGUGAAAUACUUUUGAUUAUGGAUGGAUUUUGUGCGUCUCUUUCUCAAGAUCAGUAUUUGUGGUCCAGUAUUGAGGAAUGGUGAAAUUGAAUGUUAAUUCAAAAAAACUGAACACCAAAUUCAGAAUUGGUUAUGGACCAUCUGACUGAAUGGAAGACCGAAAUAUAUUGUAGAUGGCUAUCAUCCUGUCCUGUUAAUUUCUUUGCAAGUAUUACUAAAUGUUCAAUGAAUACACCUAGAGAUCUGAUGAGAUUGAAGAUAUUAAAAAAAUUUGUUUGUAUUAUGUCUGAGAUUUAUUAAGUAAUCAUAUAUUUGGUUAAUAUACUGUGCAGAGUUUGGUGAAAACUAGUAACAUGUUUACAUAGUUCUUCCCAAAGGACAUUAAAAAAAUCUUGAUCCGAUUGCUAGAGAUUUGCAGAUAAAACAUCAAAUUAUUUUCUAUCUGUAUCUUUGUGCCCAAACAUGGUUUGGCUGAAAUUUCUCAUGUUCUGGGUAGUUUUUGAGGAUACAUUUUGAUGUCUUUGAAAUUGAUUCUUGAGUAAAACUGAACUGCUUUUUAAGUGAAUAGAUUUGCCACCUCCACUAUCUAAUAAUUGCUGAUAAUCGUAACUUGGCUUCAUUUGCGUAACCUACGUUCAUAAAACAUAGACAAUAUGUAAACUUGGAAAAAAGAAACAAAGUUUAAACUGAGAUUUGUUAAUUAAUUUUUUUAAAGAAUCUAGAUUUGUCAGUUUUGAUUUUCUUUCUGCAUUCCUAAAAGAAAUCCAACGAAUUGAGCAAAUGUAUUUGCGAAGUGAGGAAAAAUUCCAUUUGUAUCAAGAUAUUCAAUAUUAUUUUCCCUAUAAGUUGGACAGGACAUUCAACAAUUAUAAUGCAUUAUUGUUGACCAUUGAUGGUUUUCUGUUGUGUAUGGUCUGCAAGAAAAUAUUUGUAAGAUAAAGGAUGUUUCUGGCAGUCUUUUGGGAUGGGUAAUUGGGAAAACUCAGGAAAUUAUCCAAACCUGGCUUAGGAGAGAACACAUUUAACAUACUUGCAAACAAAAGCCCCACAAUAAUUCUGACUUUUACUAAAAUUUACACAUCCAAAUCGUCAAUUUCAAAGCAAGUGCCAAUUCUGAAAAUUUAGUUUCUGACUGGCCACUACAGAAUAUUUAUCAUCUAACUUUGAAAUACAGUUCUUAAGAAAAAAAGCUGCGUUAUAAAAUCGAUUGGAUCUGCUUACCUAAUAUGCGUUGUGUUACUGUCUUUGAUUUUGAACUCUUAAAGCCAAGUUCCAAUUAAGUGACCAUUUCCAUUCCAGAUUAUUGCAGCACAAAACAUGUUUUGUCUUUUUUAAAAACCUAAUCCAUAAUUUUAUACUUGCAUGUAGAGAUUGUAUAUACUGAUCAGUGGUAUACAAAAUGUACCUUACAUUUAUGGUGUGAUUAGAUUGACUUAGGACGUACAUCUCCUCUGUUGCAUAUUCAGUGACACACCAUUAUCCUAAAAUCCAGCACUCAGAGUUGAACAGGCAUGUUCUUCCCAGAAUCGACAUUGCUAUAAAGAGAUGUGAGAGUGAGCUUUUCUGUCUUUUGCUUUGUUUUCCAGUUCGUUGGCUCCAUGUUGAAAAUGAGAGGUAUAAGAAUCUUGAAUCUUCCAUUAAAGUGUUUCGUGAAAGUCA